This is a messenger RNA of Acinonyx jubatus (cheetah), 4520 nucleotides long. It is a transcript of the gene TM7SF2, whose product is annotated as transmembrane 7 superfamily member 2. Lineage: Eukaryota; Metazoa; Chordata; Mammalia; Carnivora; Felidae. Gene Ontology annotation, molecular function: oxidoreductase activity, acting on the CH-CH group of donors, NAD or NADP as acceptor. Bases 175 to 1431 code for a protein of 418 amino acids. The record is from RefSeq and is a predicted model, not a curated record. The transcript has 10 exons. Gene Ontology annotation, biological process: sterol biosynthetic process. Gene Ontology annotation, cellular component: nuclear inner membrane; endoplasmic reticulum membrane.
AUUUAAAGACCUCGGCACUCGGGCGCUUGUGGUCCGAGCUCGGGGACCAAGCAGGUGCUUGCGUAAAGCGGGCCGAUCCUCUGCGUCACCAAGCUCAUCUCCUGGGGGAUGGGGUGGACGGUGUUCCUUUGACGGACGCUUGUGUAUCCCCGGCCCCCGGGUGGAGUGGAGACGAUGGCCUAUCCUCAGGGCUCCCGGGCUCCGCUGGAAUUCGGGGGACCCCUGGGCGCCGCGGCGCUGAUGGUGCUGCUCCCCGCCACCAUGUUCCACCUGCUCCUGGUGGCCCGCUCGGGCCCGGCGCGCCUGCUGGGCCCACCCCCCUACCUGCCGGGUCCCGACGUGCUGUGGAGCCCGCGGGUGCUGCUGCUGUGGCUCACCUGGCUCGGCCUUCAGGCGGCUCUCUACCUACUGCCGGCGCGCAAGGUGGCCGAGGGGCUGGAAUUGAAGGACAAGAGUCGCCUGCGCUACCCCAUUAACGGCUUCCAGGCCCUGGUGCUGACGGCCCUGUUGGUGGGCUUGGCAGUGUCCGCGGGGCUGCCUCUGGGGGCGCUCCCGGAAAUGCUCGUGCCCUUGGCGUUUGCGGCCACCCUCACCGCCUUCAUCUUCAGCUUCCUUCUCUACCUGAAGGCUCUGGGAGUCCCUCCCUCCGCCCUGGCACCUGGGGGGACCUCAGGCAACCCCAUCUACGACUUUUUCCUGGGACGGGAGCUCAACCCGCGCAUCUGUUCCUUUGACUUCAAAUAUUUCUGUGAACUGCGGCCUGGCCUCAUCGGCUGGGUCCUCAUCAACCUGGCCCUGCUGAUGCAGGAAGCGGAACUUCGGGGGAGUCCCUCACUGGCCAUGUGGCUGGUCAACGGCUUCCAGCUAUUCUAUGUGGGUGAUGCUCUCUGGCAUGAGGAGGCUGUUCUCACCACCAUGGACAUCACACACGACGGGUUUGGCUUCAUGCUGGCCUUUGGGGACCUAGCCUGGGUACCCUUCACUUACAGCCUGCAGGCCCAAUUUUUGCUGCAUCACCCGCAGCCCCUGGGGUUGCCCAUGGCCUCCGCCAUCUGUCUCAUCAACGCUCUUGGUUACUACAUCUUCCGAAGAGCCAAUUCCCAGAAGAACACCUUCCGAAAGAAUCCUUCUGACCCCAGAGUGGCUGGCCUUGAGACCAUCCCCACGGCCACGGGGCGGCAGCUGCUGGUGUCUGGGUGGUGGGGUCUGGUCCGCCACCCCAACUACCUCGGGGACCUCAUCAUGGCUCUGGCGUGGUCCUUGCCCUGCGGGGUGUCUCACCUGCUGCCCUACUUCUACUUCCUCUACUUCACGGCGCUCCUGGUGCACCGGGAGGCCCGGGAUGAACAGCAGUGCCUACAGAAGUACGGCCUGGCCUGGCAGGAGUACUGCCGGCGCGUGCCUUACCGAAUCGUGCCCUACGUCUACUGAAGCAGCUCCACCGACCCCGGGUGGGGGCACGUGCCCACCCGCCCGUCAGCGCACCCAGCACCAGGAGCCUGGACCCCUCCCCUGCUCUGAGCUCCCACAGGCAGGGGUGAACAGCCUCAGGGAGGUGCUCCGGAGAGAGGAGAAAUGAAGCCAGUGCCCCAAAAAUGGGGGGGGGGGGUGGAGGGGCUGCUCGUCCUCCUCGGAUAAACAUCUGGAACCCUUGGUACCACUUCUCUCCCUUUCUGGGGUUAGGGUGUUUAAAAACCAGCUGGGUCAGCUCUGAUCUGGGAGAAGCUGAGAGGUGGUUUGUGGGCCCCAGGGUUGGGGUUGGGGGAGGGGAGAGGGGGUGGGACAACGGCUGUUACUCAGAAAUGGGCACCGAUGCCAGGGCAGACCAGUCGCGGCUUUAUUCAUGACAAAUAGAUCCCAGUUCAGCCAGGGAGUUCCUCAAUGAGAAUUCUUGGAGCAGGUGGCAGGGGGCCUCCCCAAAGCCGCUCUAGCUCCCCAGUGAGGGCUGCCACCUCCUCGGCGGCCACAGCGUGGGCUCGGUGGGCCCUGGCACAGUCUAGAGCCAGGGGCGUGAGGGCCACCUCAUUUUCAUUAGUCCAAGCCAGCAGGAACUGGCACUUCUUCCGCGCCCGGUAGAGGCGAUCUCGCUCUUCGGUAGCCACAGCCUGCCUCCGGGCCUGGCCCAGGGUCCGCGCCAGGUGCCCCAGUGCCGCCAGCGUGUAGCCUUUCUGGUUGGCCGGGCCCUCGCCCAUCAGGAUGCGGGCGGCCUCGCGCAUGGCGCCCCGUGUGCCCAGGGGCCCAGGAGGAUGCUCGCCGGCUUCGAGCACCCGGGCUGCAGCCUGCAGGGCUUCCUCGGCCGAGGCGAAGACCUGCUGCGCACCCAGGGCGCCGGAAACGCCGAGCAGCGUGGCACAGAAGUCGGAGAGCAGGGUGUCGUCGCCGCCGCCGUGAUACAAGGCAAGAGCGUGUGCGUAGGCGAACAGCACGUUGGGCAGCUGGAAGCGCACGAGCGGCGAGGCCGGGCCACGGCUCAGGCUGGCCAGCGUGGGGAUCCGGGUGGGCACGGUGGGCGCGCAGGCCUCGGGGGUGUCUCCGAGAAAUGGCUCGGCGGCGGCCUCCUUCACGGGUUCCGGUGGCGCCCUCGCGGGGGUGGGCUCCAGCCCCACGGGGUCACCGCCCGCAGCAUCGCCCAUCUCCUCCAGGAGCCGCGGCCCGGCCCCGCGUCCCCACCACCACGGCCGCCAUGGGGGCAGCAGCCGCCCGGCCUCGCCCCGGCUCAGCAGCCGCUCGAAGGCCGCCUUCUCGGCCGGGGCCAGGAGCUCCCAGAGCCCCGAGAGGCCGCCGGGCGCCGGGCCAGGCCUCAGGCCUGCGUCCUCCGGGUCGUCCUCGGUCUCGCGUUGCUCACGCAGACGCCGCAGGGCGCUGGCCAGGCGGCUGGGCGAGGCGCUGCGGCCGCGGAGCUCCCCCAGCACCUGGUCCCGGUAGAAGUCUUCGGCGCAGGUGCCGUGCGCCCGGUAGCAGCGCAGCGAGCAGUAGGGCACAUUACAGCGAGGGCAGGUGUAGCGCGCUGGUUGGGCCUGCCCCGCCGGGCAAAAACCGCACGGCCCGGCCGGCUCCAUGGCAACCGGCGCCCGGUGCCACUCGCGAACACGCGCAGGCGGCGCGGGGCGACUUCCGGCGCUAAGCGGUUGCUUCCGCCUCCAAGGGAGGCCAACGGGGCGUAGCCAAAGCUCCCGAGGACUCUCGGCAACUUCCGCCCACACUCGGGAGCCACCCCACCUCUCGGUCAAGUAGGGCUCGGACAGGCGCAGGAGAGGGUUCCUGAGGCACAAGUCCGGCCUGAGCGGUGAGGAGGAAGCGCAAGCGCGCUCGGCGGGAGCUCCGCUGGUACCAGCUCGCCCCCUAGUGGCUCCCUUUUUGGCACCAGAAAGCGCGGUGGCGGAAAUUCAUCCUCGGCGAGGCACCUACUCUAGGCGGCUAAUUGCCCCAGGCCCUCGGGGGAUGAGAUGCGUCCCAGCGCUGGGAGGGUAGCCAUUCUAACUAGGGGACACAAAGCGGAAUAGAAAAAGAAGGAAGAUAGAUUACUUGGCCUACAAUGUGUGUGUGUGUGUGUGUGUGUUGGAGGCGUUUCCCCUCUGGAGAAGAAAGCAAUUUUUAAGACUUGAACUUGUUUGAUUCCCCCUCCUAAUCUGUGGUUUAUCCAACUUUUAAGGGCAGAAUCCACAGCAGGUUCCAAAAUCACAUUGAGGGGCAGAGAUGUGGUCCCUGUCCUAAAGGAGCUUAUUUGUGGUAGAGUGGGCGUGAUAACCCACACAAACCGUGGCAAGUGUCCUGAAGACCAUCCAUGGCACCCAUCAAAGUGAGCUCCGGUUCUUUAGCCCCUCACCUCCAUCUAGUCCCAGCCUCAGUAAGUUGUAUUUAUCUCAACGUGGAUCACUUCUUUCCCUACCAAGAUCUGGAUGGAUUUGAGGACCUUUGAGUCUGCUCUUUCUCUCCAUCCCCACGACCACUGGUUUAAGCUACUGGUCCCUUAACUGGUUUCUGUUCUUGCCAGCUGUCCAGAAAAAUCAGGCAGAGAAAGUACUGGAUCACAAGUCAGAUCACAUCAGGCACUUGCUUAAAACCUUUCCCUGUACUCGGGCGACGUUCCACUGGCACUUGGACUCAAACCCAAACUCCUCCAUGUUAACAAUACCACAUAGCUUUGCACACUGUUCUCCUGGCUGGAACUCUGGUCGUUUCACUUGACAGGUUGCUUCAGGUGUCACACAUCCUCAGAGCCCUUCCCUAUGAUGUUAUGUCUGCCCACCACCCCCUGCCCCUCUUUCAUUACAACACCCUGCUUACUUUCUUUGAGGCUCUAGCACUUGAAACUAACUAGCUUCUGCACUUAGCCCAGGAGAAUCCAAACUCCUAGAAGGGAGGGGACGUCUUUUUUCUAGAAAGAUUACUAGAGAUAAAAAUAGCCAAUAUACUUGCACACUUUCUAUGUGGCAAGUACUGAUCUCAGUCUUUCAUAUCCUUUAUUAGUCUCCACAGCAACUCUGAUGAUGACAGAGAUUAAAUAAGUAGUUUGUCAG